ACAAGGGUGGUGCACUGGCUUGCUGUGCCACAGACUUGCUGGCGCUCUGCGUGUUGCGUCCUCCGAGUGAGUUUGGAGUUGACAUCGCCUUGGGCAGCUCACAGCGCUUCGGAGUGCCUCUCUGCUAUGGUGGGCCUCAUGCUGCAUUCUUUGCAGUCAAAGAAAAUCUGGUCAGGAUGAUGCCAGGAAGGAUGGUUGGAGUGACCAGAGAUGCAGCUGGUAAAGAGGUUUAUCGUCUGGCUCUCCAGACAAGAGAGCAGCACAUCCGCAGGGACAAAGCCACCAGCAACAUCUGCACUGCCCAGGCUCUUCUUGCAAACAUGGCCUCCAUGUUUGCGUUGUAUCAUGGUCCUCAAGGACUGAGGCACAUUGCAGAGAGAACCCACAAUGCAACGUUGAUUCUGGCUGAGGGCAAGUUGUUUGACUCCUGUUUACUUUUUUUUUUCUUCUUUGAAUAAGAAAUGUUAUGAUACUG
This is a messenger RNA of Sinocyclocheilus anshuiensis, 475 nucleotides long. RefSeq names its product glycine dehydrogenase (decarboxylating), mitochondrial-like. Gene Ontology annotation, biological process: glycine decarboxylation via glycine cleavage system. The transcript has 4 exons. Bases 177 to 458 code for a protein of 93 amino acids. Gene Ontology annotation, molecular function: pyridoxal phosphate binding; glycine dehydrogenase (decarboxylating) activity; glycine binding. Gene Ontology annotation, cellular component: glycine cleavage complex; mitochondrion. NCBI's taxonomy places the organism in Eukaryota, Metazoa, Chordata, Actinopteri, Cypriniformes, Cyprinidae. The record is from RefSeq and is a predicted model, not a curated record.